This is a messenger RNA of Trichoderma breve, 1458 nucleotides long. RefSeq names its product PAN domain-containing protein. The coding region runs from base 1 to 1458 and encodes 485 amino acids. The record is from RefSeq and is a predicted model, not a curated record. NCBI's taxonomy places the organism in Eukaryota, Fungi, Ascomycota, Sordariomycetes, Hypocreales, Hypocreaceae. The transcript has a single exon.
AUGAAAGCAUUUGCCGUUGGUGUACUCACCUUGGCUCUUGCUGCUCGCGCUGAUACCUCACCGCCCCAAUGCGGAGUGGCAGGCGAUGGAGAUGAUUUCUAUACUUCAUCAACAGUGAGCAACAUCCUCGAGUGUCAGUACCGCUGCAAGAGCGAUGCCAAGUGCCUUUCAUCUGAAUACCGACCCUCCAACGGCCGCUGCUGGCUGUAUGCUUUGCCUGUGGCAGAGGCAAAGACGAGAAACAACACCUCCGGGACCUGGAUCUUCAACGAUCGAGACUGCCUGGCCGCACCACCGGUCCCGCAAUGCAACAUCCCAGGCGAUGGGUCGGAUUAUUAUGCAUCGCCCACUGUGAAUUCCUUGGAUCAAUGCCAAACUGCGUGCAAGAACGAUGCCAAGUGCCUCUCAUCGGAAUACCGACCCUCUAACAGUCGCUGCUGGCUGUAUGCCGGGCCUGUAUCACAGGCAAAGACAAAGAACGACACUACAGGAACCUACUUUUUCUAUGACCGCGAUUGUCCAGUCGAUCCGCAGUGCAACGUUCCAGGCGAUGGAUCAUCCUACUACAGCUCAACGACGGUGAAGACCAUGGGUGACUGCCAGAACACUUGCAGCAGCGAUCCAAAAUGUCUCUCUUCCGAGUUCAAACCUUCCAACGGUGGCUGUUGGCUAUAUUCAGAGCCUGUGUCAACAGCAAAGACGAAAAACGAUACUACAGGAACAUACUUUUUCAACGACCGCGAUUGUCCCGUUGUAUCUACCGAUCCUGAAUGCAAUAUACCUGGUGAUGGAUCGUCUUACUACACAUCAUCAACUGUCAACACCGUUGGUGAUUGCCAAAAUACUUGCACCAAAGACCCAAAGUGUCUCUCAUCCGAAUACCGACCUUCCAAUGGCAGAUGCUGGCUGUACGCAGAGCCUGUAGCAACUGCAAAGACCAAAAACGACACCACAGGAACAUAUUUCUUUUAUGAUCGCAAUUGCCCUGUUUUACCUCCCGUUGUGCAAUGCAAGGUACCUGGCGAUGGAUCGUCAUACUACAAAUCAUUGACUGUCACGGGCGGCGUAUCGGACUGCCAGUCUGCCUGCAAAAAUGACGAUAAAUGUUCUUCGUCAGAGUAUAAGCCUUCUACCGGUAGAUGCUGGCUAUACGAGAGGCCUGUAGCCAUAGCAAAGACAAAAAACGACACUACGGGAACCUAUUUCUUUUAUGAUCGAGAAUGCCCUCUCCCUAUUUGUGGAGAGAACCGCGAUGGAUCGAGUUUCUACACAUCAAGCAAAGAGAGCAGUCUUAAGUCCUGUCAGUCUACUUGUAUUAAAGAUACCAAGUGUCUUUCAUUCGAGUACAAACCAGAUAAUGGCAACUGUUGGCUCUUUGCCAAGUCCGCAGCAGAGUCAAGCACUCCAAGUGCCGCAACCUGGGUCUUUUACGACCGCGACUGCGUCCUCCCUAACUAA